Messenger RNA from Prunus avium (sweet cherry), 329 nucleotides. Lineage: Eukaryota; Viridiplantae; Streptophyta; Magnoliopsida; Rosales; Rosaceae. The record is from RefSeq and is a predicted model, not a curated record.
CGUUGCCGCUUAAAAGCAGGAGCAUGACAAUUCUCAAGGAGGCUGUGAUUAAGAAGAAAUAUGGUCAGAAUGCAACUAAUGUUGGUGACGAAGGUGGAUUUGCACAUAAUAUUCAGGAGAACAAAGAAGGUCUUGAAUUGCUCAAGACAACCAUUGAAAAGGCUAGAUGCAUAGGCAAAGUUGUCAUUGGAAUGGAUGUUGCUGCAUCUAAGUUUUAUGGAUCAAAUAAAACCUAUGACAUGAACUUCAAGGAAGAGAAACACUACAAGUCAUUUGUGAGUGAGUAUCCUAUUGUAUCAAUUGAAAAUCCAUUUGACCAAGAUGACUAA